CUUAACUUGCCUGUGGUGUUCAACAUGUUGUUGGCCAGUCUUAGCCAAACACAUACAAAGACGUUCAAAACUGAUGUAUUGAAGAUGUUUUGGAGUGACAAAAUAAAAUUACAAACAAAUGCAUGGAUAAUGAAGAGGCAUCAAAAUAAAAUAUUCACUCCUGCAAAAGUAAAUCUGAUGUUAAUUGCAAAGUUAAUUCCAAAGAAAACACCGCAAAUAUUGUUAGAUAUCACUGGCCCCAAUUGUCCGGCUACGCUGCAGGCAGUAAUCAGGCAUUUUUGGAAUGUUUACUAUUGUUCGUCUGACCGGCGGCGAUGAUCAUCAAGCACUUUGAUGUGCCAGAGUUGUAACUCCUUCUGUGUCCUCCCUCCAUGCUUCGUCGACGCGUCCAUUUCACGUUGGAUCCAACGUGAAACUUUGGACCUUCAACAAUGAUUGAAUAUUCAAGUGACACACCUCCCAAAUAGACCAAUCAGCACUCAAUGAGAACCACACAUGGUUAACGCAGAGGGCGCAAUUUAUAUUCCUUGAGUCAGUCGAGUUUCGUUGCGGCUGGCCAUAAGCUGACACUGGUAAAAGUCUGCGCGUUUGUGCUUCGCGAAGCAGUUUUAUCUUUCAGAAAUUACCAAGUACGUAUCUUCCAGCAAUGACUUCAAGUCUCACUGCACCAAGAUUAAACCUUAAUGAACCCAAGUGGGAUCAGUCAACAUAUCUUGGACGAGCAAAGCAUUUCUUUACUGUCACAAAUCCUCUGAAUGUUUUCCUGACAAAUCAUCAACUAGAUGAGGCAAAGAAGAUCGUUGAAGCUUACAAGCGUGGUCAAUUACCUAAUGCCACCGAAGCCCAACUAUGGCAAGCCAAGUACCGCUAUGAUUCAGCUUUCCAUCCAGACACUAAGGAAAAGAUGUUCUUGAUUGGAAGAAUGUCUGCACAGGUCCCUAUGAAUAUGACCAUCACUGGCUGCAUGCUGACAUUUUACAGAACCACACCAGCUGUUUUCUUCUGGCAAUGGUUUAAUCAGUCCUUCAAUGCAAUUGUCAACUAUACCAACCGAAGUGGAGACUCGCCAGUAUCAAACAGCCAGCUUGGUUUAUCCUAUGCCCUGGCAACCACUGGUGCAGUUACAACAGCUGUGGGUUUGAAUAGUGUAGUGAAGAAAGCUCCUGUGAUAGUUGGCCGCUUUGUGCCUUUCAUUGCCGUAGCUGCAGCUAACUGCAUCAACAUUCCGAUGAUGAGGAAACAAGAGCUACAGCAGGGUAUCCCAGUGUUUGAUGAGGAGGGCAACAGGAUAGGAGAAUCAAAGGUCGCUGCUCGCAAAGCUAUUCUGCAAGUUGUUUUCUCCAGGAUAUGUAUGGCUGUACCUGGCAUGAGUAUACCGCCAGUAAUCAUUCAUCGGUUGGAACAGGGUGGCUUCUUGAAACGAUAUCCAUUCAUGAAUGCACCAAUACAAGUGACUCUCGUAGGCGUGAUGUUAGUUUUUGCAACACCGAUGUGCUGUGCUCUCUUUCCUCAGAAAAGCUCCAUUGGAUCCAAUCGAUUAGAACCUGAACUACGAGCAACCAUCAAGCAAAGUGGUGGCAGUAUUGAUAGGGUCUACUUCAACAAGGGUUUGUGAUAUCUGACAUUUAGGUCAUCCUGAUAUUGAGUAUUCUUCCUUGGCAAGUUAUUGCUUAGUUAAUGGUUUCUGUAUACAGUGUAUUAAAAACACCACACACCCCAUGGCCGUCCAAUACUACAUUUUAUUGUACAAUACCUUUUUAAAGUUCAUGUAGAAAGGUAUUCCUCGAAGUCACUGAUGAGGAUGUACAUGUAGCAUUGCUGAUAUUAUCUCAGUUCACUGUAUGUGCAACUGGUAUCAGUCAUGUUCAGACACAUUUGCCUAUUAUUGGCGUGUACGUAUGUGUAACAUGAAUGCGCUCAAGUUUAGGCAUAGAUUUAUCAGGCUUCAAAUUCACAUCUUUGCUGCUGUAGGCCUAUGAAUUGUGUGCUUCAUUUAUGUAAAAUUCCAGGUGAAUGUUGGUGAAAUUUUAAAUUUAUGAUAUUUGGAAAGCCAAAUAUAGUAAUGGUAAGAGACCAGGAUGUGUUGAAUCUGAAAGAUUCACGCAGCAACUCUGACAGUCAACAAGAAUCCAAACACAUACAGAAAUGAAUGGUCUUGAAUUUUGUAUUUGAUGGUGAAUUGUGGGGGUUUCAGAGUUAUCGGAAGUCAGUAACUGUGGCACUUCAGUUACUGGUAAUGCUUUUAACCUGAAUCGUGGCUGGAUUUGUAAUUAGAAGGAUGACGGUGUAAUACGGUUUUGCUUCUGCAAGCUUCUCAAGCUUGCUAAUUUUACUGUUAUGUGUCCAAAAUGCUUUUAAUCUGAAUCAUGGCUGGAUUUGUAAUUAGAAGGAUGACGGUGUAAUACGGUUUUGCUUCUGCAAGCUUCUCAAGCUUGCCAAUUUUACUGUCGUUGUGUCCAAAUGGACAUGACUUGUUUCUGACAGAGUAGUAUUGAGUUUCUGUUGUAUACAUCUUGGGGUAUGUUACAUUGCCGUGUAUAUAUGUAUUUAGCCGUAUGUAUUUAUGAUUGGUAUGGCUGUACCGGUCUUUUUUUGUUCUUGUUUUAACCUGAAAAGAGCUGGGGAGGGAUUCUGUCUCUACAUUUUUCUAAUGUCACUGCAGAGUGUUUUUUCAUGAACCAAGUUGGGGGGGGGGUAGAGUGGUGAACCCCCCCACCAGCUGUGAGGUGGUUAAAAAUACCCUGGCUCUUUUAUAGGGAAAAGACACUAAAUUAGUAAUUUCUACAGGCAUGGCCAAUUUAAAUCAAAGGAUUAGAAUUCCAGCUUUAAAAUUGUUAAACCACCACAUGGUUGUGUUCGUUAUGACAGAUUCAGUGCUGGUAAUCUUGGACUUACUAUAUGUUUGUGGCUACUUUAUGAAAUUUGAGAACUUAUAUUGUUUUAAAGUAUGGCAGUUUUUAAAUAUCAAUAUUACUUAUGUACAUCAGACAAGGAGGUUUUGUCAAAUGCAGUAGGUUGUAUAAGGCCACUUAUGUAUUUAUUCAUACCAAAAACAUGCUGCACGUGCAACAUCUUGAAAAUAAAUGAAUCCAGUAAUCAAUGUACUGAACAUGUAGAUUGCUAAACAAGCUUGAUGAGUGUUAUAAACUAUGAGUGAAUUAAAAUUCAGAACCUUGUUCAUUUU
Acanthaster planci (crown-of-thorns starfish) is the source of this 3184-nucleotide messenger RNA. Its product is annotated as sideroflexin-1-like. Gene Ontology annotation, cellular component: mitochondrial inner membrane. NCBI's taxonomy places the organism in Eukaryota, Metazoa, Echinodermata, Asteroidea, Valvatida, Acanthasteridae. Gene Ontology annotation, molecular function: monoatomic ion transmembrane transporter activity. Gene Ontology annotation, biological process: monoatomic ion transport; serine import into mitochondrion. The record is from RefSeq and is a predicted model, not a curated record.